This is a messenger RNA of Aureobasidium namibiae CBS 147.97, 5271 nucleotides long. Its product is annotated as putative DNA-dependent RNA polymerase II largest subunit. Gene Ontology annotation, molecular function: DNA binding. Gene Ontology annotation, biological process: transcription by RNA polymerase II. The record is from RefSeq and is a predicted model, not a curated record. The transcript has 4 exons. Gene Ontology annotation, cellular component: RNA polymerase II, core complex. The coding region runs from base 1 to 5271 and encodes 1756 amino acids. Lineage: Eukaryota; Fungi; Ascomycota; Dothideomycetes; Dothideales; Saccotheciaceae.
AUGAACAUCCACUCUUUUCCCUAUUCCAGCGCUCCGCUGAAGACCAUCCAGGAGAUCCAGUUUGGUCUCUUCUCGCCCGAGGAGAUCAAGAACAUGAGCGUGUGUCACAUCGAAUACCCAGAGACUAUGGACGAGCAACGGAUGCGCCCGCGAGAAAAGGGCUUGAACGACCCCAAGUUGGGUUCAAUCGAUCGCUCUGUUGCUUGCGGCACCUGCGGUGAAGACAUGCUCGAGUGUCCCGGUCACUUUGGUCACAUUGAGCUUGCUGUGCCCGUCUUCCACGUCGGUUUUGUCACCAAGAUCAAGAAGAUCCUCGAAUCCGUCUGCCACAACUGUGGCAAGGUCUUGCUUGAUGAAAGCAUUCCCGCUUUUGCCCAAGCUGUCAAGAUGAGAGACCCCAAGCGCCGUUUCGAUGCUAUCCACAGACUGUGCAAGGCCAAGACGACCUGCGAUCCUGACGAGGCUGGUGACGACGGAGACGACCCAAAAGACGCCUUGAAGAAGGGCAAGCGAUCACACGGUGGCUGCGGCAACCUGCAACCCACAAUUCGCAAGGAUGGCCUCAAGCUUACCGGCACUUACACAUUCCCCAAGGACGCCGACACGGAACAGAAGCCGGUAGAAAAGAAAGUCAUUACGCCCCAGAUGGCCCUCAACGUCUUCCGCAAUAUCUCGACAUACGACUUGGCCAGGAUGGGUCUCAACGCAGACUACGCUCGUCCCGAAUGGAUGAUCUUGACUGUGCUGCCUGUACCGCCACCAGCCGUCCGUCCCAGUGUCUCGGUCGAUGGAACCAACCAGGGCAUGCGUUCUGAGGAUGAUCUGACCUUCAAGCUCAGUGAUAUCAUCCGUGCCAACGCCAACGUUCGCAAGUGUGAGCUCGAGGGCUCUCCACACCACGUUAUCGCAGAGUUUGAGGCUUUGUUGCAGUUCCACGUCGCCACAUACAUGGAUAACGACAUUGCAGGACAGCCCAAGGCUUUGCAAAAGUCUGGUAGACCAGUCAAGGCUAUUCGUGCGCGUCUGAAGUCCAAGGAAGGUCGCCUCCGCGGUAACCUCAUGGGCAAGCGUGUCGACUUCUCUGCUCGUACUGUCAUCACUGGUGACCCGAACUUGUCUUUGGAUGAAGUGGGCGUUCCUAGAAGUACCGCGCGUAUUCUUACCUUCCCUGAGACAGUCAACGCCUUCAACAUCGAUAAGCUGCAACAACUCGUCCGCAACGGUCCCAACGAACACCCUGGAGCCAAGUAUGUCAUUCGAGAUACUGGCGAGCGCAUCGACUUGCGCCACCACAAGCGCGCUGGCGAGAUUCAGCUGCAAUACGGUUACAAAGUCGAAAGGCACAUCGUCGAUGGUGAUGUUAUUAUCUUCAACCGUCAGCCUUCGCUACACAAGGAGUCCAUGAUGGGUCACAGAGUUCGUGUCAUGCCUUACUCAACCUUCCGCCUCAACCUUUCCGUUACCUCACCUUACAACGCCGAUUUCGAUGGUGAUGAGAUGAAUUUGCACGUUCCCCAGAGUCACGAAACUCGCGCAGAAGUCUUGAACCUUUGCAUGGUUCCCCUCAACAUCGUUUCCCCUCAGCGAAACGGUCCUUUGAUGGGUAUCGUGCAAGAUACCCUUUGCGGUAUUUACAAGAUGUGUCGUCGUGACGUCUUCCUCGACAAGGAGAUUGUCAUGAACAUCCUCAUGUGGGUACCUGACUGGGACGGCAUCAUUCCUCCACCUGCCAUUGUCAAGCCUCGCCCGAGAUGGACCGGUAAGCAGAUUGUCAGCUUGAUCGUCCCCUCCGGUCUCAAUCUUGUUCGUGGUGACGCAGAGGGCAUGCAUCCCCUCAACGACAACGGAUUGAUGGUUCACGGUGGUGAGCUGAUGUACGGUCUGUUCAGCAAGAAGUCCGUCGGUGCCAGUGGAGGUGGUAUUAUUCACAUCGUCUACAAUGAGAAGGGCUGGGAAGCUGCGGUCAACUUCUUCAACGGCGCACAGCGUGUUGUCAACUACUGGCUGCUUCACAAUGGCUUCAGUAUCGGCAUCGGUGACACAGUCCCUGACGAAGCAACUGCCGAGGCUAUCACAGACGCGGUCAACGAGCAGAAGGCAGAGGUUGCUGUCAUCACUGAGGCUGCUACUGCUAACGAGCUGGAGGCUCUGCCUGGUAUGAACGUUCGCGAGACGUUUGAGAGCAGAGUAUCCAAGGCUCUGAACAGUGCCCGUGAUAAUGCCGGUGACCGUACUGAAAAGAGUUUGAAGGACUUGAACAACGCCAUCCAAAUGGCUCGUUCAGGAUCCAAAGGCUCAGCGAUCAACAUCUCACAGAUGACGGCUGUCGUCGGUCAGCAGUCAGUCGAAGGCAAGCGCAUUCCUUUCGGCUUCAAGUACAGAUCGCUUCCCCACUUCACCAAGGACGAUUACUCUCCCGAGUCUCGUGGUUUCGUCGAGAACUCGUACCUUCGUGGACUUACACCAUCUGAGUUCUUCUUCCACGCCAUGGCUGGUCGUGAGGGUUUGAUCGAUACCGCUGUCAAGACUGCCGAAACUGGUUACAUUCAGCGUCGUCUCGUCAAGGCCCUCGAAGAGGUCAUGGCUAAGUACGACGGCACUGUCCGCAACUCAUUGGGUGACGUCGUGCAAUUCGUCUACGGUGAAGACGGUUUGGAUGCCGUGCAUAUCGAAGGCCAGAAGCUGGACAUCAUCAACUGCUCCGACAGUCAAUUCGAGAAGAAGUUCCGCAUUGACGUCAUGGACCCCAAAAUGUCUCUCUCUCCCGACAUUCUCGAACAAGCACAUGAGAUCGCAGGUGAUGUUGAAGUUCAGCGUCACCUGGAUACUGAGUACGAAGCAUUGUUGGCUGAUCGAGCUCUGCUCAGAGACGGUCGUACUGAUGAUGAGGAGACUCAUCAACUUCCACUCAACAUCACUCGUAUCGUCGAGAGUGCCAAGACCAGAUUCCGCAUCAAGGACGGCGCUCGAAGCGAUCUUCACCCAUCCGAAGUCAUUCCCAAGGUCCAGAAUCUGCUCGAUCAGAUCGUCAUUGUCCGUGGUGAUGACCCUCUUUCCCAAGAGGCACAAUACAACGCCACUAUCUUGUUCAAGGCCUUGCUGAGAUCCCGUCUUGCUUUCAAGCGUCUGGUCAAGGAGUACUCUUUGAACAAGCUGGCUCUUGACAAUAUUCUUGGUGACAUCCUGAACCGAUUCUCAAGAUCGCUCGUCAGUCCUGGUGAGAUGGUUGGUGUUUUGGCUGCACAGUCUAUCGGUGAGCCCGCUACCCAGAUGACGCUCAACACUUUCCAUUUCGCCGGUGUCUCGUCUAAGAACGUUACCCUUGGUGUGCCCCGUCUGAAGGAAAUUCUGAAUGUGGCCACUAACAUCAAGACACCUUCCAUGACUGUCUACCAAUCCGCCGAAAACCGUCUCGACCAAGAAGCUUGCAAGAGACUUCGCAGUCUUGUCGAGUACACCAGCUUGCGUUCAAUCACCGAGAAGACUGAGAUUUGGUUCGACCCUGACAUCCAAUCUACUGUUGUUGAACUCGACAGAGAUAUGGUAGAAUCUUACUUCAUCAUUCCUGAAGAAAACGCAGAGAGCCCUGAGACGUAUUCCAAGUGGCUGUUGCGUAUCGUUCUCGGCCGAAGACAACUCUUGGACAAGGGUCUCUCGGUUGCCGAUGUCGCUGCUGCGAUCAGAAAUGUUUACAACCACGAGAUGUCCAUUAUCUUCAGUGACGACAAUGCCGAUGAACUUGUCAUCCGUAUCAGACCUUCAAACCAGAUCAUGGAAUCCAAGGAGGAUGAUGAUACUGCUCUUGAGGCCGAUCUUGUCAUUCAGAGGCUGGAAAACCAUCUGUUGGACCAGACCAGACUUCGUGGAGUUCUAGGUGUGGAACGUGCUUUCGUCAAUUUCAAGGAACGCCUGCGUGUCAAGGAAGACGGUGGUCUCACCAUGUCCAAGAGUGAUCCUCUUUGCAAGGAAUGGUUCUUGGAUACUAGUGGAACUGCUCUCAAGGAAGUCCUUACUGUUGAAGGUACUGAUCCUACUCGCACCUACACUAACCACUUCAUCGACAUCUUCAGUGUAUUCGGUAUCGAGGCCACCAGAUCUGCUUUGAUGAGAGAACUGAAGCAAGUGCUUUCCUUCGACGGUUCUUAUGUCAACCAUCGCCAUCUCGCUCUUUUGGUCGACAUCAUGACUGCUCGCGGUAAUCUGAUGGCUGUCACUCGUCACGGUAUCAAUCGUGCUGAUACUGGUGCACUGAUGCGUUGUUCGUUCGAAGAGACAGUCGAAAUUCUAUUUGAAGCCGCCUCCUCUGGUGAGCUUGAUGACUGCCGUGGUGUUUCCGAGAACAUUAUCCUUGGUCAACUUGCUCCUUCAGGUACUGGUGAGUUCGAUGUUCUCUUGGACCAGCAGAUGCUCAGCACUGUCGUUUCUCGCCAUCACGGUAUGGGUGCCGGUACUCAAGCUGGCGCUGCUCCUCUCGAUGGUGCCAUGACUCCUUACGACAUGGGCUCCCCUCUUGCCGAAGGCGAUUACGGUACCGCAGACUACGGCGCUUCGUUCUCCCCUAUGGUCCAAGCAGGCGGCGACGAGAUGGGUGGGUUCUCGGCCUACCAAGGUGGAAGCUUCAGCCCUUACAGUGGCGGUCAGAGUCCUGGUUACGCACCGACAAGUCCCUUCAGCAUGGGCACAAGUCCUUCGUCUCCUGGAUACGCCUCGCCAUCAUCACCUGGAUACUCGCCCAGAUCACCUGGUGCAGCUCUUGGCAGUCCUGGUUACGGUAUGGGCUCACCCGCAAGUCCAGCAUACAACCCAACAUCGCCUACUUAUUCGCCUACAUCUCCUGCGUAUGGCAAAGGGUCUCCUACUUCUCCUUCAUAUUCUCCCACAUCUCCCAGCUAUUCGCCAACCUCGCCAAGCUACUCGCCUACGUCGCCGAGCUACUCUCCCACCUCGCCUUCGUACAGUCCCACUUCUCCUGCUCACAGAGGAUCGGGCAUUUCUCCCACCUCUCCACGCUACAGCCCGACCUCGCCGGCCUACUCGCCUACUUCGCCGGCGUACAGCCCAACCAGUCCUUCGUACAAUCCUGGCGGUGCCUCACACUCGCCUACGUCGCCCAGCUACAGCCCGACGUCGCCAGUGUACAGUCCUACCAGUCCGGCCCAGCAGAGCUACUCUCCCACAUCCCCACAGUACACCCCGAACUCCCCUGGUCAAGCCUCGCCCAAGUACUCACCUACUAGCCCCAAGUACUCGCCCAACUCGCCUGGCCAAUAA